This is a messenger RNA of Zonotrichia leucophrys gambelii, 5617 nucleotides long. It is a transcript of the gene VGLL3, whose product is annotated as vestigial like family member 3. The transcript is spliced from 4 exons. The coding region runs from base 162 to 1082 and encodes 306 amino acids. Gene Ontology annotation, cellular component: nucleus. NCBI's taxonomy places the organism in Eukaryota, Metazoa, Chordata, Aves, Passeriformes, Passerellidae. The record is from RefSeq and is a predicted model, not a curated record. Gene Ontology annotation, biological process: regulation of transcription by RNA polymerase II.
GGGCGCGGGGCGCGGCGGCCGCCGAAGAUGCGCUGGCAGCCGGGGCUGCGCGGCGCCCGACCGCGGCCGCCCCGCGCCGGGGAGCGGGAGCAGCGGCAGCAGCAGAAGAAGGAGGAAGAAGAGGAAGGAGGAGACGGCGGUGGCGCGGGGCGGCCGCGGCCAUGAGCUGCUCGGACGUGGCCAUGCAGCAGCCCGGCGCGGCGGCGUGCGGGGCGCCCCGCUAUCUGGCCGCGCCCGCGCAGAAGAAGUUAGCUGUGUACAACAAGAUGCAGGAGUCUCUGGAAGUGAGCCUUCCCAGCAAGCAAGAGGAGGAUGAGAAGGACCAGCCUGCCGAGAUGGAGUACCUGAACUCUCGCUGCGUGCUGUUCACUUACUUCCAGGGGGACAUUGGUGCAGUGGUGGAUGAACACUUCUCCCGAGCUUUGAGCCAAGCCAGUAGCUUCAAUUCAGAGACUGCCCUUUCCAAGAGCAAGGCAGGGCUGAAUCCUCUGUGGAGAGAGAGCUCCACGAUUUCAAGCCAAAGGAGCGGAUUCCCCACCUCCUUCUGGACCAGCUCUUACCAGCCUCCUCCUCCCCCCUGCUUGAGCGGCGUGCACCCCGAUUUCCCUGUGACUGCACCAGGCACCUUCCCAGCAGCAGCAGCAGCAGACCCCGGCAGCUGGCCGGGACACGGCCUGCACCAGACUGCCCCAGCCCCUGCCCCGGCCGCCGCCGAGGCCUGGCCCUACCCCUUGGCGUCUCAGGUGAGCCCCUCGUACGCACACAUGCACGACGUGUACGUGCACCGCCACCACCCUCACCAUGCCCACGUGCACCACCACCACCAUCACCAUCCUCACCACCAUCCCCAGCACCGGGAGCCGCGCUACGGCUCGCUGCUGGUGCCCUCGGUGCGCGCCGCCGCCGCCAGGAUCCCCGCGGCCCAGCCCGACGGCGCCAAGGCCGAGCCUGCCGCUGCCGCCGCCGGCGCUACCUCAGCCUGGGCCGGAGCCUUCCACGGAACCGUGGACAUCGUGCCCAGCUUUGGGUUUGAUACAGGUCUACAGCAUCAGGACAAGAGCAAGGAAACUGCUUGGUUCUGAGGUGCAGAGAAAUUCAGACCAGCUAGAGCUGGAGUCAGCAGAGCUGGGUGGGUGAUACAGCAGUGCUUGACUCCUUCUGCGUGGAGCAAAGGACACACAUGAAGAUGAAGAGCCAACUGUUCUGGUUUUGCUAUUGAGCCUUUUAUUUGUAAGGCCGUUUAUGGGUCCCACAGAGUUGGAAAAAAAACAGAAACCUAACUUUUCUUUCUUUCCUCAUCUGAGCCUGCUGCAGCUGGGCAACCUAACUCCUUUCUGCUCCUUUAACAGUGUUUCGUUUUGUUCAGCUUGAUAUUUUUAUGAACAGUCUCAAUAGUCAGGAAAAAAGACUCUCCCUUGACUACAGUGCGCCUUCUUUCAGGAAUACAGUAUUUUGUAGCUCUUUGUGCAUCUAUUUUUGUAGAAAUACAGAAAGUUUGGGUAAGGAUCGAUGGGCUAUUUUAGGAUGACAUAUUUUUUUAAAAAAAAUUGUAAAAUUGUUAAGUUCUGUUUAAAGAACUUGCUCUCAGAGAAGCACUGGCAAAAAUGUAUAAAAUGCUAUUUUUAGAUGUCUGUGAUGUGUUUGUGCAUUUUGGGUUUUUUUUUGUUUGUUACCUCAAAUGUCUAUCUUUUCUUUUUAAAGAGCUAAACUCCUUUGUUUCCACAUUACUAGAUUCUGAUGUUUUUGUCCUUUUGUUCUAGCUUAAGCAAGUAUAAUUCACACCUGAAAUUUCAGCCAAAUAUUUUUUUCCUGGUGUUAGAUUGUAGUAAAAGUGGUUUUGUUUUUCUUGCUUCUAAAGGUGGCUUUGUGCUGUGCUGACUGUCAGAAUCUUGCAAACACCUUUAGCAUAGAGCAAAGCUUGAGGUUACAGCAACUGCAUUUCCCACCCAUCCAUUCUUUCAAAAUGGACCAAAUACUCUUACAUCAGACACGAAUAUGGGCCUCAUCUAUGAUCCACUGAAGCUGUUGAACACAGUUUUCUGUGGGUUAUGGGGCUCAUAAAUAUCAGUAAAAUCUUACAGGCAGGACUUUCAGCUAAGCCAUUUCAAGGUGGUCACUUACAACAUCAAUAUUCAGGGAAAAUGAACAAAAAAAAAUAAAUCCAGGUUUAUAAAAAUGUGUGGCUUGUGGAAACAAAAGGUUGUCACAGCAAGGAGAGCACAAGGAGAGCUCCUGUUGCCUUCAGGCUGUGUUUGCCUGGGCUGGGCUCUGCCAUGGGGCUUGUGGGACCCCACUGCAGCGCUGCAUUUCAUACCCAGCUGAGCCUGCAUGCACUGGGGCCACGUGGAGCCACAGCCCCUCUGCUUGGGAGCCCCCCUGGCCUGGGCCUUGGCUCUGACUGGGUAAUGAAGGCUUUGCUUGGAGCCAGGGUGGGCACCAUCAAUCCUGGGUGAGGGUGGUGAGGGCGCCGUGCGCCCCUGUGGGUUCGGUCUCUGUGCCCAGCCCUUGGAGGGACUGAGGGGGGCCCGGGGUCAGCACCUGGCUUGUUGGGUCCUGGCUGUGCCUUGGAGAUGUUGCCCUUGUGCUCUGUGCACCAGGGUCCCUGUGUAGUAUUUCCUAAGGCUCUUACAAAGCAUUAUGUUUAUGUCACCACUGCUCUCAGACAUCCCUGUUUGAGAGACACGCUGGCCAACAGGAUACAAACACAUGGCUGAGAUAAGAGUUUAAUUUUAAGGCACUGAGCAUUGUAAGUGUAGUUUUGUCAGGUGGAAACCACAUGGAUCUGUGUGUGAAAGGGGAGGGGGGUGUUGGGAAGUGCCUGCCACUCCGAGGUUCCCUGCACUGCUGCUUCCCUCCAGGCUGUUUGAACUUGAUCCUACGAGGUGUUGAGCAUUCUCCCUUGUCAAGGGAGAGGGCUUGACAUGCUGGCACUGGAGGCAUUAGAAUUAUAUCACAAUUUGGCAAGACCCUUUAGUCUCUACCUUGCUGAUUUGAAGUUUGAGACAGUGUAUAAAUGCUGAAUGGACUAUGCUUAAAUAUUGCUUCAAAGUAAUAAGGUUGUAGUCUCUGUGUUGGGAUGAUGAAUUAAAUGUGGUGGGGUUUUUUUCCUCAUCUUUGUAGUCCAUCAGUAUUUCUUUCUCUCAAUAAAUUUCACUCUCAUGACAGUUCUCUAUAUUAUUGCUGCUCUGGUGGAGCUAGCUCCUCAAUUUGCCAAUAAAUUCAUAAUGCAGUGGGAAAACUGUAUGGGAGGGAAUGGAGUCCCAGCUGCCACAGUUCACUUUCUUAUCAGGACAGUACAGUUCAGGGAAUAUCUCAAGAAAAAGAGUUCUGACUAGAAAUGUUGAUAGUAUUAGAAAUUCUGAGAGGAAGAAAAAUCAUAAAAAAAUCUUAAGUUUUUUUUUUCCUUUUUUUUUUUUCCUCUUGGACUUGGCAAAAGUGGAAAUUAAGGAAGACAGCGUGUCCUCUUUGAACUUCAGGGAUGGAGAUUUUGGGUGGCAGGGGAUGCAAAAGAAAAGACAGCAUUUCUUUUUGAGGUGUGUUUGACUUCCUGAAAUAGUUUAAAGCCUAACCAGAGCAGUCUGCUCACUGCCUUCCCCUUCACAAGCUCAUACUAUGGGGGCUUGGUUCCCUAUAGAUGUCAAAGCAAAACAGGACAGGAACAAAACAGGCCCAGUUUGCACUGGAAUUUCUUUCUGGAUUGUAUCUGAGUUGUUGGUUAGUGGGGAUGAAGAAGAGGGGAAGCUGUUGCCUCUUCCCCUCCAGGACUGCUGUUCUGCAGAGUUUCUGCUGCUGAACCUGGGACUGAGCUGGUGGAACUUCUGCAAACUCUGGGUGACAAGUGCCAAUAAAAACCUGCUGUUGGCUGUAGCCAUCCAUGCACCAGUCUGUCAACUCCAAAAGUGAAAUAAAUUCUUCUUUUCCCCCUAAGUCACUGAUUGUCCCCUGUGCUAACAAGUGAGAAAGGAAAAACCAAAGUGUGUAGCAGCAGCCCUGCUUCUACAAUUCGAGGGAUGGAAAAGGAAAGAAAAAACCAAACCCACCCUUCCCUGUGACAAAGUUUUGAGUUAAAUUCAGCAGAUUUCCUUCUCUGCCUCUCUGCCCUACACGCACACUCACACACACGCACAGAGGUGCUUAUGAGAAGCAGAUGCUGCCAUGGUUUUGCUCUUGGAAGAGGAGAGGAGCGCUCGCCUGCAGUGGUGGGGGAUCGAUGGCAGCCAGAAGGAGCAGAAAGGUUGAGCCUGCUCGUGUUUCUGCAGAUAGGAAAAAAAAAACAAAAAAGGCCCUUGAAAUCAGGUCACAGAUAAGUUGUGUGUCUUAAUGCAUUACCAAAGGAGUUGUUUCAUUCUUUUUAUGUGUGGUGUGUUCUGAUGCUGUCCCAAGAAAGUGGAUGAUUCAUUUUGAGAGGGCUUAUAAAACAUGUUGUACUCUGUCUCUGUUUCUGGGAGAACAUAGGGAAAUUAUUGUUUUAUUUCGAGAAACUCAAAAUACUGACCUCUUUAAAGUUGUCCAGGAUUUUAUUUUAUUCCUGUUAAUAUUGAGAAAUCUGACAUCAACUUUUAAGUCUUCACUUGAAGACUGGAAGGGUUCAAGUUGUCCACCAGUUUGUCAGAGGCAGAUGCCAGUUUUUUCCAAUGGCCCACUUCCAUCCCAACAAGAAGAUGGAAUAGUGCAGCCCAGGAGGUUGGAAUUUUGGAAUUUCUGGAUAGCUGAAUAAGCUGCACGUGGCAAUAGUAAAAUGGACUCUGUUCUGAUUCCUUCCCUCACCAGCCACACAAGUUGAGGUGUCCUCAGUGAAUGACAGUUCUCUCUCAAUCAUCCACACCUCCAUCAAAACAUUUGGAGAUCAGAUCUCUCACCACAGCAUGCACAGGGGGAAGGGAAUGUCACAUUUCCUCCAGGCUGCCCUUAGGAUUGCCUUGCCUCACCCAGCCUUUCUGCUUCCAGGCUGUUACAUGUCUUGCUGUCCCUCUCCCACAAUUCUUCAUGUGUAUGGAUAUAUUUUUCUACAAGUAUAUCUAUGCACAUUCACAUGUAGCUAUACCUGGUUCCCUCUGUUCCACUCUCGUGCCUCGAAUGCAUGUCCUUUGGAAAUGAAGUGAAUGACUUUGUCAAAUCUCAUCUGAGAUGGAAAAUGUAGGCAUUUUAUUGCAUCUUAUUCUCUGUUAACUCAGGAUUGAAUUUUUUCCCUACUUGUUAAAAAACCCGAACACAACAAAACACAUUAAAAAAGCCCUUUCAAAUCACCUGAUUUGUAUCUAAAAAGAUGAUAAUGAAAUCAGCAGUUAUGUAGAGAGGUGCAAUAUGUUGUGUUUCAGCAGACAAGCCUAUGUCUGAAUAUGAUUAUUUUAAUUAAUUUCAGGUACAAGCUUUUGCUCCAUAUCAAUGGACCAGCAACAUAUAUAUUUCCUUAUAAUCAAUUUAGAAAUUGAUAUUUUUCAAGUGGAAUUCUUGGUUUUAGUAUGUCAGCUUCUGAGCUUCUAAAGGGUAUUUGGAUGAUUAAUAUUUUUUGUGUGUGGGUUUUUAAAAAAAGUUGAUGCAUGUUGUUUGGAACUAAAAUCUCAUGUAAAGUGGAAAAAUAUUUAAAAAUAAAUACUGCUUUUACAUAUUAGCCCUA